Molecule: messenger RNA, 5588 nt
Organism: Sorex fumeus (smoky shrew)
Lineage: Eukaryota; Metazoa; Chordata; Mammalia; Eulipotyphla; Soricidae
Gene: ABCC5
Product: ATP binding cassette subfamily C member 5
Exons: 29
Coding region: 47-4360 (1437 amino acids)
Biological process (GO): transmembrane transport
Cellular component (GO): membrane
Molecular function (GO): ATP binding; ABC-type transporter activity; ATP hydrolysis activity
Source: RefSeq, a predicted model, not a curated record
CCUGCAAAGCCGCAAGCCCUGCAGCCUGGCACUCGGCUGAGAGGCGAUGAAGGAUAUUGACAUAGGGAAGGAGUACAUCAUCCCCAGUGCUGGUUACAGAGACUCCAGAGACACAGCCAGCACUUCCGGGCAGCACAGAGAUGGCCAGGACUCCAGAUACAAGAGAACGCUACCGGUGGAAUGCCAUGAUGCCCUGGAGACCGCAGCCCGCGCCGAGGGCCUGUCCCUGGAUGUCUCUGUGCACUCGCAGCUCCGCUUCCUGGACGAGGAGCAUCCUAAGGGGAAGUACCACCACAGCCUGAGUGCUCUGAAGCCCAUCCGGACCACUGCCAAACACCAGCACCCGGUGGACAAUGCGGGGCUCUUCUCCUGCAUGACCUUCUCCUGGCUCUCCCCGCUGGCCCGCCUCGCCCACAAGAAGGGGGAGCUCUCCAUGGAUGACGUCUGGCCAGUGUCCAAGCACGAGUCCUGCGAGGUGAACUGCAGGAGACUAGAGAGACUGUGGCAAGAGGAGCUGAACAGAGCCGGGCCGGAUGGCGCCUCCCUGCGAAGGGUCGUGUGGACCUUCUGCCGUACCAGGCUCAUCCUGUCCAUCAUGUGCCUGAUGAUCACACAGCUGGCGGGCUUCAGUGGACCAGCCUUCGUGGUGAAACGCCUCCUGGAGUAUGCCCAGGUGGCGGACUCUAACCUCAAGUACAGCCUCCUGCUGGUCCUGGGCCUGUUCCUCACUGAGACUGUGCGUUCCUGGUCGCUCGCCCUCACCUGGGCCUUGAACUACCGAACCGGUGUCCGCUUACGGGGGGCCAUCCUCACCAUGGCAUUUAAGAAGAUCCUGAAACUAAAGAACAUCAAGGAGAAGUCAGUGGGGGAGCUCAUCAACCUUUGCUCCAACGACGGACAGAGGAUGUUCGAGGCAGCCGCGGUUGGCAGCUUACUGGCUGGGGGACCCGUAGUCGCCAUCUUGGGCAUGGUGUAUAAUGUGAUUAUUCUGGGACCCACCGGCUUCCUGGGAUCAGCUGUUUUUAUCCUCUUUUAUCCUGCCAUGAUGUUCGCCUCUCGGGUCACUGCAUACUUCAGGAGGAAGUGUGUGGCCACCACCGAUGAGCGUGUCCAAAAGAUGAGCGAAAUUGUCACCUACAUUAAAUUUAUUAAAAUGUACGCCUGGGUCAAAGCGUUUUCUCAAAUGGUGCAGAAGAUCCGCGAGGAGGAGCGGCGCAUCCUGGAGAAGGCUGGCUACUUCCAGAGCAUCACCGUGGGCGUGGCGCCCAUCGUCAUGGUGAUCGCCAGUGUGGUGACCUUCUCCGUGCACAUGAACCUGGGCUUUGACCUGACGGCAGCACAGGCCUUCACAGUGGUGACUGUUUUCAAUUCCAUGACUUUCGCUCUGAAAGUCACACCGUUCUCAGUGAAAUCCCUCUCGGAAGCAUCAGUUGCUGUUGAUAGGUUUAAGAGUUUGUUUCUAAUGGAAGAGGUUCACAUGAUAAAGAAAAAGCCAGCCAGCCCUCACGUCAAGAUAGAGAUGACAAAUGCCACCCUGGCCUGGGACUCCCCCCACGCCAGUAUCCAGAACUCGCCCAAGCUGACCCCCAAAAUGAAAAAAGACAAGAGGGCGGCCCGGGGCAAGAGAGACAAGGGGCGGCAGCUGCAGCACACGGGCCACCAGGAGGUGCUGGCGGAGCAGAAGGGCCACCUCCUGCUGGACAUCGACGAGCGGCCCAGCCCCGAGGAGGAAGGGGGCAAGCACGCGCCCCCCGGGAGCCUCCGCCUGCAAAGGACGCUGUAUGGCAUCGACCUGGAAGUCGAAGAGGGGAAGCUGGUUGGCAUCUGUGGCAGCGUAGGGAGCGGCAAGACCUCCCUCAUCUCCGCCAUCUUGGGCCAGAUGACGCUCCUGGAGGGCAGCAUUGCUGUCAACGGGACCUUCGCCUACGUGGCCCAGCAGGCCUGGAUCCUCAACGCCACCCUGAGGGACAACAUCCUGUUCGGGAAGGAGUACGACGAGGAGAGGUACAACUCCGUGCUCAACAGCUGCUGCCUGAGGCCUGACCUGGCCAUCCUGCCCCACAGUGACCUGACUGAGAUCGGCGAGCGCGGUGCCAACCUGAGCGGAGGGCAACGCCAGAGAAUUAGCCUUGCCCGGGCCCUGUACAGCGACCGGGACAUCUACAUCCUGGACGACCCCCUUAGUGCCUUAGACGCCCACGUGGGCAACCACAUCUUCAACAGUGCUAUCCAGAAGCACCUCAAGACCAAGACGGUUCUGUUCGUCACCCACCAGUUACAGUACCUGGCGGACUGUGAUGAAGUGAUCUUCAUGAAGGAGGGCUGCAUCACCGAGAGAGGCACCCACGAGGAACUCAUGCACCUGAAUGGCGACUACGCCACCAUUUUCAACAACCUGCUGCUGGGAGAGACGCCCCCUGUUGAGAUUAACUCGAAAAAGGAAACCAAUAGUUCACAGAAGAAAUCACAGGACAAAGGUCCUAAACCCGGAUCAGUCAAGAAAGAGAAGGCGGUGAAGCCAGAGGAAGGGCAGCUCGUGCAAGCGGAAGAGAAGGGGCAGGGUUCCGUGCCCUGGUCGGUGUAUGGGGUCUACAUCCAGGCUGCGGGGGGCCCCCUGGCUUUCCUGUUCAUCCUCUCCCUCUUCGUCCUGAAUGUGGGCAGCACUGCCUUCAGCACCUGGUGGCUAAGUUACUGGAUCAAGCAAGGGAGUGGGAACACCACCGUGACGGAGGGCAACAGGACCACGGUGAGCAACAGCAUGAAAGACAACCCUCACCUGCACUACUACAUCAGCAUCUACGCCCUCUCCAUGGUGGUCAUGCUGGUUCUGAAAGCUGUCCGCGGAGUGGUGUUCGUCAAGGGCACCCUGAGAGCCUCCUCCAGGCUCCACGAUGCGCUUUUCUGGAGGAUCCUGAGAAGUCCCAUGAAGUUUUUCGACACAACCCCCACGGGGAGGAUUCUCAACAGGUUUUCCAAAGACAUGGAUGAAGUGGACGUGCGCCUGCCCUUCCAGGCCGAGAUGUUCAUCCAGAACGUCUUCCUGGUCUUCUUCUGCGUGGGCAUGAUCGGGGGCGUGUUCCCUUGGUUCCUUGUGGCCGUGGGGCCACUCGUCAUCCUCUUUGCAGGGCUGCACAUUGUCUCCAGGGUCCUGAUCCGAGAGCUUAAGCGUCUGGACAACAUUACGCAGUCUCCCUUCCUCUCUCACAUCACGUCCAGCAUCCAGGGGCUGGCCACCAUCCAUGCCUACAACAAAGGGCAGGAAUUUCUGCACAGGUACCAGAGGCUACUGGAUAGCAACCAGGGCCCCUUCUUCCUGUUCACCUGUGCCAUGCGGUGGCUGGCUGUGCGACUGGACCUCAUCAGCAUCGCCCUCAUCACCACCACCGCGCUGAUGAUCGUGCUCAUGCACGGGCAGAUCCCACCGGCCUACUCGGGCCUUGCCAUCUCCUAUGCUGUCCAGUUAACCGGGCUGUUCCAGUUCACUGUCAGACUGGCCUCCGAGACCGAAGCUCGCUUCACCUCUGUGGAGAGGAUCAACCACUACAUCAAGACGCUCUCUCUGGAAGCACCUGCCAGGAUUAAGAACAAGGCUCCCUCCCCUGACUGGCCUCAGGAAGGAGAAGUGGCCUUUGAGAAUGCAGAAAUGAGGUACCAGGAAAACCUCCCCCUGGUCCUGAAGAAAGUGUCCUUCACCAUCAAACCAAAGGAGAAGAUUGGCAUUGUGGGCCGGACGGGAUCAGGCAAGUCCUCCCUGGGGAUGGCCCUGUUCCGGCUGGUGGAGUUAUGUGGAGGCUGCAUCAAGAUAGAUGGGGUGAGGAUCAGUGACAUCGGCCUGGCUGACCUCCGGAGCAAACUCUCCAUCAUCCCGCAGGAGCCGGUGCUGUUCAGCGGCACGGUCAGGUCCAACUUGGAUCCUUUCACGCAGUACACAGAAGACCAGAUCUGGGAUGCCCUGGAGAGGACGCACAUGAAAGAAUGUAUCGCUCAGCUACCUCUGAAACUUGAGUCUGAAGUGAUGGAGAAUGGGGAUAACUUCUCAGUGGGGGAACGCCAGCUGCUCUGCAUCGCGCGGGCCUUGCUCCGGCACUGUAAGAUCCUGAUUCUCGAUGAAGCCACCGCUGCCAUGGACUCAGAGACGGACUUACUGGUCCAGGAGACCAUCCGGGAGGCGUUCGCCGACUGCACCAUGCUGACUAUCGCCCAUCGGCUGCACACAGUCCUGGGCUCUGACAGGAUCAUGGUGCUGGCCCAGGGGCAGGUGGUGGAGUUUGACACCCCCUCAGUCCUGCUGUCUAAUGACAGCUCCCGGUUCUACGCCAUGUUCGCUGCUUCCGAGAACAAGGUCGCUGUCAAGGGCUGAGUCCUCCCGUCCGUGCCCACCGCCGCCACCCCAGUCUCCGCUGUUCUCGAGCGCCGCCCGGGCAGCCGCCCGUGCCCGCCGCAGCCUUGCCUUCCCCGACCUCCCCUUCCGCACCGCAGUUCAGGACCGGCUUGUGUGUGUCACUUUUAGGAAGAGUUCUAUUUUGAUUAUCGUAUUUAUUCCUCAUUUCACGUGAAACAGAGUUUAGUUUUUGUCCUUACUUGCACUCUCAAGAGGUUCAGGGAACCGUUAUUAUAAAUGUAUCAGAGGCCUAUAAUGAAGCUUUAUACGUGUAGCUCUCUCUCUAUUAUAAUUCUGUACAUAGCCUAUAUUUACAGUGCGGAUGUGCGCGUUUAUUUUAUAUUGAAAUCGGCACUGUGCUCCUCACGGUGCGGGUUCUUUAUCCUGCCGUACACGUUGCUGUACUGGAGAUGUGGUUUUGCUAUGAGACGGUAGCAAAGCAGCAUUCUGUUCCUCUCUAGUGGUUUCCCCGGGGUGUCCCCAGAAAAAGACACGUGGUCACCAGAAACCCUCUGGAGGGUGUGGGGGGGCUCCCCCGGGGGCCGUGCUGAGCGCUGUGAACUCUCAGGGCUCCUGCCUUCUGUCCUGAUGUCACUUUAUUGUUUCUGUCAGGAGAGCCGCGGGACUGAACCCCCAGCAAGCACCCCUGUCCCGUCCCAUCCCCCCUCUCUGCUCCCUCCAUCAGGGGUGGCGGGCACCUUUCUGCCUUCCUCUCUGGAGUGGUGAUCUCUACCCCCACCUGGCAGACACCGCCCCCACCCUUGAUGCCCAGUGGCCGCACCCCCUUCACCCCACAGCCCAGCAACAGAGCGCAGGCUGAGGGGUCCCCUCGCCGCCUCACUCGCUGUGGCUGCUCCGUGUCCCCCAUCACCCCCAUGCCCUCCAAAGUCUGCGACUUCAAGGAGUUCCUGCUCAUCAGUGCCUCGCACUGGUGUCCAAGUCUUUUUUUUUUUUCUUAUUUUGUACUCUAAAGAGACCUACCUCAGGUUGCUGAUGGCCGCGGGGCUCGGGGUGUCCCCUCCCUGCAGCCCCCCUCUGCUGGGGGGCCAGUAGCUCAGGUGGGCAUGGUCGCUGCUGUCGUCGGUGGAACGGUCCGUGUUGCAUGUCGUGACCGACUGGACAUCCUGUCGCCUUAGCAUGUUCGCCGAACACCUUGUGGAAGCAGAAGUCUUCAAAAAAGUGAAUAAAAUUAUUUUGGAUUUUGUAA